AUUUAUUUUAAGGUUUUUGGAAGGAAAUUAAACAUGCAGACUGGUAAAGUUGUAAACAUAAGGUAUAAUAAGCCUCCAUUGGCUAAAAGAAGAAAUAUUUAUAAGAGAGAAUUAAUGAGCUUUAUUGAUGAGGAUGUUUUCCAAAAAUAGCUAUGAUUUAGUCGCUACUAAAUAUGCACUGAAAAAGCCUAAAAGAAACAAAAAGAACGGAACUUCUGUUAACAGUGCAUCAUCGAGAAGAAAAACUAAAGUAACUGCUCCAAGUCUGCACUCAUAUGAGGCAUCAAGCAUGAAAUCAAUCAACGAUGCUCAAUAUCGUGCAGAGAGGCUGUGAAGCCCUAUUUUAGCAAAACUUGAGCGAAAAAAGGAGCAAAUAUCUGAAGAGAGGUGGAGCCCGAUAAAGCUGAAGACUCCUUCUCUAGCAAAGACUUCUAUAUUCCACAACCUGAGCAAGGAUCUUUACAGCGGAAUGUUCUCUACAAUGGAAUCAAGCGAAGGAGUCAUGCUUCGAUGUAGCCAACCAUUGGUAAAUAUGGCUAAGAACAAAGCCCAGCUGAGAGAGGACCAUAGUAUAAUCUCAAAGCUAAUUUCAGGGAAUAAUCAGAAUACUGAGACCAUUAAGCCUAAACAAGUUAACAAAAUUAGAUCAGUGAACAAAAUCUGGGCAAAUUUUAACAAUACCAAGAAGUUGGUCAAGAAGUUUAAGAAACCCCUGGACUUGUUCAAUGCAAGGCUUCGGAAGAGAAAGAACCAGAAGUCCAGUGUGCUCAAGCCAAGGAUUAUUUCUAUCAUGAAAUUGGAGACUUUAAAGGAAAAGGCAGCAUUGAGGGAUAAAUCUUAA
This is a messenger RNA of Moneuplotes crassus, 841 nucleotides long. Lineage: Eukaryota; Ciliophora; Spirotrichea; Euplotida; Euplotidae. The record is from the annotation of a GenBank genome assembly.